Populus euphratica (Euphrates poplar) is the source of this 5479-nucleotide messenger RNA. RefSeq lists its product as uncharacterized. Lineage: Eukaryota; Viridiplantae; Streptophyta; Magnoliopsida; Malpighiales; Salicaceae. The coding region runs from base 551 to 5041 and encodes 1496 amino acids. The record is from RefSeq and is a predicted model, not a curated record. The transcript has 4 exons.
CUCUCUCUCUCUUAUUCACUCUCUCUAUUUUUUUUCCCCUUUACCACUGCUCUUUCCUUCCCUUUCCUUUCUUCUUCAAACACUCAAAAAAAUCCUCCCUUUCUCCCCUCAAAUACAAAGCUUGUUAAGGCAGCUGGCUAAAUGGAUGAAGAAUCUAGUCGGGUUCCUUGAUCUUCUUCUUCUUGUAAAAAUACAUAUAUAGAUAGCGAGAGCUGCUUAAUUUGGUUUGCUUCUUUGUUGUUGCGGCUGUGGAGGUCACUCGCAUGUGGUGAUAGCUCUUUGGUGGUGGGGUUUUUUUGGGUAGAAAGAGAGAGAGAGAGAGAUAAAAAGAAAGACACUAGCUACUACUGCUAUAAUUUAUAAGUGAAAGAAAGAGAGAGAGAGAGGAGGGCUGUAGUGAUAUACAACUAGUUACUAGCUAUAUGUUGAAGACUAAGAAGAUAAAGAUAAGGCAAGACAGCAGUACUGGAACAUAUAGUUGUGGAGAAGCUGCUGCUUGUGACUGUUACAAAAAAAACAGCACAAGAAGAAGAGAGAAUAAUAGCAUCAGAUGUUUUCCAUUGAAAACCCUCCAGUGCCAGAUCCCCCAUGUUCUUCUUCUCAACCGAAUAGUAGAAGUGAUGAGAGGGCUUCUCAGCUUCCCCCCAGUAGUACUUAUAAUAAGCUUCCACCUUCUAAUUUGUCAGAGGUAGUAGUCGUAGAUCUGCCAAACCCAAACCCAAACCCAUGUCUUGAUAAUCCUACCCCACUUCCUAAUUUCUCCAUAAGAGAUUAUGUAUUUAAAGCCAGGAGCAAGGAUAUCAAGAAUAGCUGGCCUUUUUCUCAAAAAAAUCUGCAACUUUGUUUGAAACAUGGCGUUAAGGACGUGUUGCCACAAUUUGAGCCUCUUGAUACUGUAAGAAACCAGUCCUUCAAGAGAUUUAAGGGUGAAACCAGUUCAAUUGAGAAGCAAAAUAUCAGCAAAAGAAGCAGUUUUGACAAGGAGGCUUCUAGACCAGACAGCCAUGUGGUGGUAGACUUAUCUGAUGAUGCUCAAUUGCAUGCCAAGUUAGCAGAAUCAUGUGUAGACAUUAGUUCGUGUAGAUAUGGAGAAGAAAAUGAUUUCCCAUCUACAGCAACAAGUGAGAUAGACUCAGUUCCUGAUAGCAGGAAACCUAGAUCACCUUUAGAAACUCGGACUUUGGCCAAAGCUGCUGUUGAAGUUGGAGCUACUGUGACCCACAAGACUGAAAGCACCACCAGGCCAUUGGCUAAUAAGAAGUGCAGGUUGAUUGUGAAAUUUGGUGGCAAUUCUGAUCGUGCCUCGGCUGAAGAUAUUGCUUCUAAUUGUACAACUAUAUCAGAAACGAUGGCUUCAAAACUUUGCCCUGUUUGCAAAACUUUCUCAUCCUCGUCCAACACCACCUUGAAUGCUCACAUUGAUCAGUGCCUUUCUGUGGAGUCAACACCCAAGUGGACAGCUGAUUCUAAGCUAACCAGGUAUAGAAUUAAGCCAAGGAAGACACGGUUGAUGGUGGAUAUUUAUACUACUGCUCAAUAUUGCACAUUGGAAGAGCUUGAUCGAAGAAAUGGUACAAGCUGGGCCACCAUGUCAAGCUUGCCCGCUCAAGAGACUGAGAAGAGUGAUGCACCUAAGGAAGGGAAAAGGCCAAGGGUGUUGCCAAUUCAUCCUGAGGAUGCUGGUGAUGUAGGGCCAGUUUAUAUUGAUGCAAAUGGCACCAAAGUUAGGAUUUUAUCUCAGUUUAAUGAUGCAUCGCCAGUAGCAGAAGUAAGCGAGGAUGUUGGAGCAAGAAGGGAGGAUAUUGGAGGAAAGAAAUCUUUGAAAGGUGGCAAAGCAAGCAACUACAUUUCAAUGAAAAAGAAAAAACGAUUAGCACAAAAGCAUCAGAAGUAUCUAAAACUUGCUUCUCAGAGAAAAAAAGUAUUGUUCCACGAGGCACCUGGUUCUCAGAUUUCUGGAGGUCGAGAAGAAGGUAAUGGAAAGGAGAAGGGUUCCCAGAAAGAUCAUCAGAUGUUGAGGCAAAUCAAACCUAGUGAUUGUGGGACUUUAAGACCAUGGGUUUGCUCCAAACGAAGGGGUUUUCCAAAGAAGAUUGCGACACAAGAGAGUCAUAAACUUGUGAAAUGUAAAUGGCACCUGGCUCAGGACUUGCUGGUUGAGAAUGAUCAAUCAUCUGUGGGUGAUCGUCUUUCAGAGAGGAGCCGUGCUCAGAAACCUACCAUUUUGUGUGAUGAUCAAAUAUCUUCUCCCAGAAACAGUGAGAGGAUGGAGAAGGUUUUUCAUAAAGCCCAGGUUAAUGAGAGGAGGGAGUGGUCUCCUGGAAGAAAGACAGUAGGGAAUCUUCUAGUGGGAGACAGGAUUGGUGGGAAAGUGGAUAAGUUGUUUCCACCAACGAAGCGGAAUGCCAAUCAGUUGAACAAAGAUGGCACCUCUAUCCAUGAUGGCUGUAUGCUGAGACCACCAAACUCUCCCAGGAAUGAUGUCUCUUCACUAACCAAGAAGACUGUCUAUACUGAUGAUGAUACAAGUAAUAAUUCUGAUAUGUAUCCCAUUGCUAGCACAAAAUCAUCCCGGAGUUCUCACGCAGUUGUAACUAAAGCAAUGAGAUUCCCCUCCAUUAGGAAAAGUGUACUGUCUGUCAGCAGCCAAUCUUCUGUGACUGAAUCCAGGCGCAGCAAAGUUAAGAGAUGGUCCACCCUUGACAAAUCUCAAGAGCCUUUGACAAGAGAAAUAGAUGAAGAAGCUGUGGGCAGGCAUUCUGAGGUUGAUGAACAGUAUGAUUUGAUGCAGGAUGAUACAGAAAAUCUACUUGAAAGAGAAGAAAUGACUGAUGAGGUGUCUCUUGGUGGAAGCCCCGUCCAGGAAGCUAGACAAGGAAAAAGAUUUUCUUGUAGUUCUGAAAGGCUGGAAGCCUUGAAUUUGAGGAGCUCAAAAUCUGCACUUGGCUGUGGUCAUGCUGAGGGAAUAAAUGUAGAUUAUUCAGGUAGAGGUGAUGGCGAUUAUGUACACAAAGUUGAUUCCCUAGAGUCUCCUGGAACACAAGUUCCAAUCCACGAGGACCUUGUUGUUGAACCAUCUUCCAAGACAUUGGAUGGGAGGAGGAGCGUUGCAGGUAUGAGUAAAUCUGUCAACACUGAAUUUCAUGAGCUGGGUAUUUCUUCAAAGGUCCAAUCAAACUGCAUUCGGUCUAUUGAAGAUUAUGGAGGGCUUUUAAGUCAAAACAACGUGUCUGCUGGUCCAACUGGGCCUUUUAUCAAUGACCAAAGGAUGUUUUCUGCUACUGAAGCUGGUAAUGGCAUGAUGAGCCAAGAUGCUGAUAUGGGGGCGGGGUUGGAUUCUGAAGCUGCUAAAGUAGAUUCUUUUCCUGAGGUUGAUCCCAUUCCUAUUCCUGGACCACCAGGGUCAUUUUUGCCGAGUCCUAGAGAUAUGGGUUCUGAGGAUUUUCAAGGGAAUUCAUCAUUGACUACUAUCCGGGUUCACUCUUCACCAGACCAGCAUGACAUGAUCGAUGGUGAUUCAUCAGAUUCCCCUCUAUCUGCUGCAUCGACCAUCUCUAACUCCAUGGCAGGUAGAUCUGAUUUCAGUUAUUCAGAACCACCAUCAUCAGCAGGACAUUGUGUCUUUCAAGACAAGAUUAGGUCAGGCUUAAUGUCCGCUGGAAUUGAGCCGUUGGCACACAAUGCUGGUGCAGUUCUGCAAGCAGCAACUAGAGGAGCGGAGAGAACCACUUUUUCUGGAGAGUACUUGAAACUUGAUAGGAUCUCUAUUGAGAAAGAAUCUUUUGGCUUCAAAAACGAUCAGCCAUGCUGUUGCCAAAGAAGGGAGAGAUUUUCUGAGAGUGUUGUUCUAAAUCACCAAGAAUCACUGCUACUAAGGCGGCGGAAAAUGGCAUCAAUGGCAGUUCCUUCCAAGGGGAAGCAGAUGGGUUGCAAUUCAAACCCGACACUGAUUAAUUUGGAUGCCAGGCCUGAAUUAGUUCCCCUGAACAGCUACACAACUUCAGGAUCUGAAAAGAUGGUCCUCCCGCUCAUCAAGGCCCCCACAGAUCCUAUUCCUUUGAAGGACUCUCCCAGUAGUGCUGGAGUGAGGUUCUUAGCUCGCGCAGAUGCUGAUUCUGCUAGUAGUCCAUCUGCCUCCAAUCCUAUACUUAGGCUGAUGGGGAAGAACUUAAUGGUGGUCAACAAAGAAGAUAAUGUAUCCAUGCCAGAUGGGCAGGUCCGACCUUGUGCUCAAAAUGUCAAUCAAACUUGUCACAUUCCAACAAUUUCUGCAGUCUCACCUGGCAAUAUUCAGAAUCAGGACAGUCAUUCAUUUCAUCACAUGGCCCCUCAAGGUCCUGUCAUCUUUAGUCGGGAUCCAUACAAGACAGCGGUUCAACGUUUGGAUGCUGGGUUUUCCGACAGUAUUGGAAGCCACACUGAUUCUAAGCUAUCACAAGCACCAUCAAAGCUACCAGCAGGCAUGUUUUGUGACCAACAUAGUGAUGGUGGCCUUGCACCAUCCAUUAAGCCUCAUCAGUGCAAAGAGGAUUACAAUUUUUCAAGUUCACAGAACCGGCUAAAGAGAAGACUGGAAACCUUUCCCACAUGCACUAUGAAAAGAGCUACCAAAACUCCUGACCGCCAUUGCAAGCGUGCUGAUUCAUUCGCUCAUCCCGGAAAAGAAAUCAUCAUCAUUGAUGAUGUUCCUGAAAGUCACACUGUUGUGAUGAGUGACAUUACAAAAUACAACGAAGGCUGGAGGGAAAGACAAGUAGUUCCAUCAGGUAUCUCGGUUCCAACUAUCCCGAUCUAUAACAUGACAAAUGUGAAUCCCUUCACUUGUUAUCAGUCACAAGAGCACCCUCCAAUUGGUGGAACACCAGUGGUGCACAACGGCAGCUUUCAUGCAUCCACCACCAGGCUAGUCAACACAAGUCCUGUUAGGUGGGGUUGUCCUCCAGAAGGUCCUGGCGCAUUGCAAAUUAAUCCUUUUGUGGCCGCAUCAAACUCAUCUGGUCAUCUAAGAUCUGCAUCGCUGUAUUAUUCUCCGAGCUUUUAAUUAUCAGUGAGCCUAUCUUGCUUGGCCAUUUCUGCACAGUUGUGCUUCAGCAGGUUUCACAUCGAGGCACUGAACUCGAGCUUCUUCCAUAGCUACCGCUGCCAAAAACUUUUGGGUUCAGAAAUGACUAUAGAGGAAAUAAUUACGGAAGUUUAGUCAAGUACUGCUUGAGUUCAGCAGUUGAGAUCUCAGAAAGUUUGUAUUUAUUCCCAAUGUACUGAUUAUGCUGAGUCACAUUUUAUGCAACUUUUUUAGGCUUCCUGCUUAGGCAAUCUCAAAACUUCCAAAAACUAGACAGUGUAUAAGCAAAUCCUUGAAUAAUAGUUGACCAGGAACUUGGCUGAAACACAAUGAGUCAAGUGUUCCUAAGAUAAAAUUUCACCUCCCUUUUCUUUUCUGACAUUUAUUUCCUCUUAUAUACAAUUAUUGGAGCUGCAA